Purpureocillium takamizusanense is the source of this 815-nucleotide messenger RNA. It is a transcript of the gene RPL44, whose product is annotated as 40s ribosomal protein L44e. NCBI's taxonomy places the organism in Eukaryota, Fungi, Ascomycota, Sordariomycetes, Hypocreales, Ophiocordycipitaceae. The transcript is spliced from 3 exons. Gene Ontology annotation, biological process: translation. The record is from RefSeq and is a predicted model, not a curated record. Gene Ontology annotation, cellular component: cytosolic large ribosomal subunit; ribosome. Bases 74 to 394 code for a protein of 106 amino acids. Gene Ontology annotation, molecular function: structural constituent of ribosome.
CCCAAAUUUCGCUCCAUCUUGGGAACUUUGCAUCACCAAACACCAAGUAACGACACCGCACAACGUCGUCAAGAUGGUCAACAUUCCCAAGACCCGCAACACCUACUGCAAGGGCAAGGAGUGCCGCAAGCACACCCAGCACAAGGUGACGCAGUACAAGGCUGGCAAGGCCUCCCUGUUCGCCCAGGGUAAGCGUCGUUACGACCGGAAGCAGUCGGGUUAUGGUGGUCAGACCAAGCCCGUCUUCCACAAGAAGGCCAAGACGACCAAGAAGGUCGUCCUGCGGUUGGAGUGCGUCAAGUGCAAGACCAAGUGCCAGCUGGCGUUGAAGCGAUGCAAGCACUUUGAGCUGGGUGGCGACAAGAAGACGAAGGGUGCGGCUCUGGUGUUCUAAGUGCAUUGUUUUUGGGUCACUCCAUUUCUCGUGCUUCUCCUCGCGGCAUUUGGGCAUCAUGGACACUGGCGAAGGGGGAUACCAAGUCCUCGAUUGGGGAUGGGUUCAUAGGGAAUGAAUAAAACGGUUCUCUGUGGUCACGCAAUACGACGAGUACGCGUGCGGCGACUUGACAACUCGACCCGCAGUCAGUGCGGCCACCCAGGCGAAAAGGUCACUUUUGGAGAGGCAGAGGGCGAGCACUCUGGACGGUGAAUGUGAAACUGGGUUAGUGCAGCUGGUCGAAAUGAAAACAUCGCUGAGAUGCGGCUCGGUUACGCAUGGGCAUACUGUGUCUAUUCAAAGCCCAGUGGACUAUAUCAGCCCGUCUAGAAUCCUUCGCCCAUCAUAAUGGUUCUACCACCCCCAUACCACAGGGUGC